UCUCGUGACCUGCAAGAAAUAGUGCACAAGGUCAUGCUUCUGAACUUUCCGUUCGUUUGGUCUUUUCAGCUAUACAUUGGUUCCACGCCCACUUGUUUUUCUUUAUCGAUAGAUUUCAUUGGUUCGCAACACUGUCAAACUAAUCAGGCUUUGAGUUUUAGAAGUGUCACAUUUUUGCAAUAUGAGCCAUUUUAAGUCGUCGUAGGCUACAACCUGGCACACUUCCUGUUGUUGACCAAGCAUUCUAGAGAUGGAGAAAAGUAAGGGGUGCUGAUAACACAUAGGCCUAUUGAAUGGGAUUCUAUGGCGAUUAAAGAAAAGCAGAGUUAAGACACUCUUGAAAUUUUCGCGCGAGGAACAUUCAGAUCUGGGUGUGCAGAUUGGGUGAGAUCAUGGCUGGAGACAUGCUUCUGAUGUUGGGGCUGGUCAGGAUGAGACCCAGGGUUAUGCAAACACAAGCCCUGGCAGCCUGCAGUGGACUGAGAGCUGUUGCCACAGAAAACAAACACACUGUACCACUGAAGGAGCAGGCUGUCCGGUGGAAUCCAAGUCCAAGAACAACUGUGGAUUCUACUCAGUAUCACCCCUGUUUUGUAGAAAGUUGUUGUGCUUCUGGAAACACACAACCACUUAGAGACGGACACGAUGAGAUGUUGAGCCUUGGAGUUCGAAGCAGGGGAAAUGCAAGCACACUAAUUCUGGGGAGAUCCACGCACCAUCUCCUCAAAGCCUGCAGGGAUGGUGGACUACAUCCUUCUGGACAGAUGAGAUGGACUCACCAGGACCACUCGUCUGUGGGCAGCACAAAGGCUGAGGCAGCGGAGGGAACAGGGACAAGCAAAAAGAAAGACUCAACACGGCACAAACAAACACUCAGUGAGACUGCCCGAGAGAGGAAGGUGCCAGUCACCAGAAUUGGGAGGCUAGCCAACUUUGGAGGACUGGCAGUGGGCCUUGGCAUUGGAGCCAUUGCUGAGGUGGCCAAGAAGAGUCUUAGGUCCGAGGAUAAAUCUGGAAGCAAAAAGGCCAUUCUGGACUCCAGUCCUUUCCUGUCCGAGGCGAAUGCGGAGAGGAUAGUCCGGACGCUGUGCAAAGUGCGCGGUGCUGCCCUGAAGCUGGGGCAGAUGCUCAGUAUUCAGGAUGAUGCCUUCAUCAACCCCCAACUGGCGAAAAUCUUUGAGCGUGUACGGCAGAGUGCAGACUUCAUGCCCACCAAGCAAAUGAUGAAAACCCUGAACUCGGACCUGGGGCCCAACUGGAGGGAUAAGGUGGAGAUGUUUGAGGAGCGCCCAUUCGCUGCGGCCUCCAUCGGGCAGGUCCACUUGGCCAGGAUGAAGGAUGGGAGGGAGGUGGCCAUGAAGAUCCAGUACCCUGGAGUGGCCCAGAGCAUCAACAGUGAUGUGAACAACCUGAUGACAGUCCUGAGCAUGAGCAAUGCUUUACCUGAGGGCCUGUUCCCAGAGCACCUGAUCGAGGUGAUGAGUCGCGAGCUGGCGCUCGAGUGUGACUAUGUGCGAGAAGCCAAAUGUGCAAAGAAAUUCAAGUUUUCAUGUGUGUAUUUGUGUCUCUAUGUGAGUGUAUCAUUUGUGUGUGUGUGUGUGUGUUGCAGGGAGCUUCUGAAGGACCACCCGUUCUUCGACGUGCCUGACGUUGUGGAUGAGCUAAGCAGCCUCCGUGUCAUGACCACUGAGCUGGUGAGCGGGUUCCCCCUGGACAAGGCCGAGGACCUGCCCCAGGAACUCCGCAAUGAGAUCUGUGAGCAGAUCCUAAAGCUGUGUCUAAGGGAACUCUUUGAAUUCAGAUAUAUGCAGACCGAUCCCAAUUGGUCCAACUUUUUCUUUGACCCACAUACACACAGGAUGUCGCUUCUGGACUUUGGUGCUACGCGAGGCUUUGAUGCCAGCUUCAUUGACAUAUACAUUGAGGUGAUCAAAGCAGCAGCAGAGCAGGACAGGCAGGGAGUCCUGCAGCGAUCCGUCGACAUGAAGUUCCUCACUGGCUACGAGUCAAAGGCAAUGGAGAAUGCCCACGUGGACGCGGUGAUGAUUCUGGGCGAAGCCUUCGCUUCGGUCGAGCCGUUCGACUUUGGUGCGCAGAGCACCACUGAGCGUAUCCACAACCUCAUCCCCGUCAUGCUCAAACAGCGCCUGACCCCUCCUCCGGAGGAAACCUACUCGCUGCACCGCAAGAUGGGCGGCUCCUUCCUCAUCUGCUCUCGCCUCAAGGCCAAGAUCUCCUGCAGGAACAUGUUCCAGGAGGCCUACAGCAAGUACUGGAGCGAACGUAGAAAAGAACUCGGCCAGUGAGGUCAGGUGAAGGCAGUGCUGGGUGGUUUAGAGAGUGUAAUGAUAACUGAGAUGGAGGGUAGAGAGCCUCCUGUGGUAAUGGUAAGACAAUAUAAUCAAUGGGAGUGAGGUGUACAUGUGCACUUUAUUUUGUUUUUAUCUUGGUGCGACUGAUGUGCAUGUGUGACAUCAAAGAUCCAUUUAUUCAAGAUCCAUUUAUUGGCAUGGUGUGGACAAACACACAACAGUCAGAUAUCAUGUUAUGGCAGAUCAAAUAAGUAUUUAGUUAUCAUUUGUUGUGCUGUUUUGAAUGUCUAAAAUGAAAUACUUCAAAUCAUGUAAAUUUAAAAAAUAUAUAUUUUUGUAGCAAAAUGCACAAGUCAAUUCAUGUCUUCAGUCAAGAGACGUUAGGAGAUGAGACACAUAUCAGAUAUCAGAGUGAUGGAGCCGUUUCACGGUGUCUGUUGCUUAUGUGAUAAGACGAGAGUUCCCAAAUUGUUUUAGCCAGACAUUUGUGCAAGAGAGCCUCAGCUAUACAAUAGAGUAUUUUGUAUUGCCAAGACUGUAAAAAUAAAUAAUUAAAAAUUAAUAAAAAAAAAAA
Molecule: messenger RNA, 2886 nt
Organism: Alosa sapidissima (American shad)
Lineage: Eukaryota; Metazoa; Chordata; Actinopteri; Clupeiformes; Clupeidae
Gene: coq8ab
Product: coenzyme Q8A, genome duplicate b
Exons: 15
Coding region: 393-2306 (637 amino acids)
Biological process (GO): ubiquinone biosynthetic process
Cellular component (GO): extrinsic component of mitochondrial inner membrane
Molecular function (GO): kinase activity
Source: RefSeq, a predicted model, not a curated record